AUGUGACAUCAUCAGCGUUAUCAACCACGACUACGAGUAGUCCUCGCAUCAAGGCUCCAACUCUGUCCAUGAUUUCCCCCGAUUGCGGGAUGGCCUCCACACGAACUCCUGGGCUGGCGUCCCUUCCCCCACCUUUACCCUCGCCCGCCCCGUCCGACGCAUCGAGCAUCUUCUCUUACCGCCCACUACCCCACCCUCGCCCUAGUCCCCUAAGACCCGGCUCUCGACCGGAGAAUUCGCUGAUUGCCUUUCUGGACCACGAGCUCUUGCAAGUUUCCCGGAAAUAUGCGAAGAAGUUCAACGAUGGGGGGUACACUGAUGCUGCGGAGAUAGCCGAUGACCUGGAGAACCUGGUGGACUUGCUGUGGGUUUCCUCUACCCGUAGGUCUUCUUCUUCCCUGUUUGCUUGUUUUGGUUAAUGGAUGUUUGGUGCUGUACUGGUAUGGUAUCUGCCGUAUGAUGUCCCGUGGGCGAUUGUACGGUAACUGUGGCCAGGCUGAUUUUGCAAACUUCGUAGCGUCUCUGCAAACGCAGUAUCUUUUACAAAUAGCAAACUCGUUUAACGAUUACAUAUCUUCAUUCCCCCCGAGCUUUGGGUCGACUUUGAGAUUGCUUGACAAGCUUGAUCGGUGCUUCCACUCUCUGAUCACUGGAUCGUCUACUGAUUCAUAUGCCCCGCUAUUACCGGCCCUCUCUGGUUACAGGAUGAACAUGACUGAGAGGGUCAGGCUCAAGAGCGUUAUAGAGAGGACAAGGCUGCAUGUUGUUGGUCUGGCGGAAGGGACGAUGGAGACCCCUAAUCCGCCGGCGGAAGAAGACGUGCCGGAUGUGGGGGGUCGGGAAUCUGAAGGUUCGCCGGCGGAUGCUAUGGACGGGAGCUCCGAGGAAGAGGAUGAAGCUCUGGAGAUAGAGUUGUCGAAGGUUUACGAGAGAAGCCUGGUAGAGAUCGGGGAGAGCUUGAAGCGGGAGGAAUAGGGUUUCCAUAGCGCUUACCGGUAUCUUGAGUACUCGCGUUCCUUACGGAUAAUGUAAUCUUGGGCGAUCGUACUGGCACCGCCAAGCGAUUUCCGUGCUGUGUUGAGUAGACUACAUGUAUCACUGUAUCAUAGUUGUCUUGUGUUCAUGGGUGAUGAGUUGCCUGUGUGGCUGGUGAGCCUGACAGCUUGAAGUGGCUGGUGGUGAGGCGGCUACACUGCGGCCUGAAAGUUGCGACUUGGGAGACAGGCAGCAAGCAAACAGCCUUGCUUCUACUGAGGACAGAUUUUUUUGAUUUUGGCGGGUACAAGUACACUGCCGCGGCUGCUGUCAGAUGCUUUUGCUGUGCUACACACCCACCACCACAAACCGGGCUUCUUUCUAUUUAAUUUAAUUUUUCUUCGUGCCCUGCUUCUUUCGUUAACCCUAAAUCGCAGCCGCCUCCGAACGGAUCCAUAAUUCGCUGGGUGAUUGACUAUUUGAUCUGCUCGGAAAACGGUGGCUUCUUAGAUGUCACUGAGCGGCCUUUGAGUGGUUUGUUCUAUUUCUGCUGGAGCUCACUGACUAGAUCACGAAAGCCCUGUACUGGGCUGUGCUCGUACAUACACACUUAUCUGCUUCAUCUAAGAAACCUGAUCCCAACAAACUCGUCAUAUCAUCGAAUCAACUUGUUCGAUCCCAAUCCAAUAAUGUCCGCAUUGCCUCCUUUAAAGCGGAGACCGACUGUCCUUGUACACCUACUCCCCCUCCCGUCCUCUCGGCCAUGGCUCCUCUGCGGUGCUUACCCGAGUGCGGUGCAAUGUAGGUUACGGACACCCGGGACUCCACUCCGCGAAGCCGCCCCCCACCUCAACGCCGGCCGUCAGCACCAUCAAUCCCAUCCAUGGUAAGGUUCAUAAGCGUCGACUCGGUCCUGCAAGAAUCUUCGCAGAUACCGUCGGGGCAGAGCCGCAAUCCGCUUGCCCGAGCCCGCGGAGCUCCACCAUCCACCUCCCACUCAACAAAACCGAAGCCCUCGGAUCCCAGGCGAUUCCUGGGCCAGAACUUGCCCGUCCGGUCGUCGAAGCUUUCGGAAAAACUCGUACUGCUCCCGGAAACCGAGGAGGAGGCGAAUCGCUGGGGGUAUGGCGAUGACGACACCGAGGACGCACCGAUCAAGGACGACGAGGAGGAGUGGAGGGGUAGGCUUGAAGCGGAUGAGGAGUCGGCGGAGCAGCCUCCUAGGAAGAGUUACGCUGAGCGGUUACCGAAGUCUCGGAGGGCGGAUAAACUGAGCCGGGUCACCGCUUACUGCACGGCGGAUGCAUACAGGCUCGAAGCUGCGUCCAAGUUUCUCAGAGAGAAGCAUUCGGCCAGGACCAAGUUGUAUGAUGAGUGCCUGUAUUGCGCGUACCACCUGCCGAUAAUGUCCGGGAACGAUGGGUAUAGGGUUCGCUCUUCGCCAGUUUUGAAGAGCCCCGGUGGUAAAGCGGUCUUGGAUGUACAGAUUGAGAGGUCUGAACAGAGGGAUUAUCACGAAGGGUACUUUGAGGAUUCGUAUACCGGGGAGAGACGGGUUAGUGGGGAUGGAAGCUACGAGGAGGAUGGGCAUUCGAAAUCUCUGGGAAAAAACCAUGAAUUUCCACAGGAUGGGAGAGACGAUCACCACACCUACAGUCAAGGAUACAGACCGGAGAGCCCGAGAGACUCGCAUAUGAAUGACAUGAAGGCCUUUGCUGAAAUGUUUGUCUUCAGCUACGGGGUUGCAGUUUUCUGGGGUUUCUCCGAGAGACAGGAGAAGGUGCUGAAGACACAGCCUAUCACUUGUUAUCCGCCCAAUGCUAAUUAACCAUACUAGGACAUCCUCGCAGACCUCACCUUUGCUCAAAACGAUUUCGGCAUCCAACUCACCUCCGGCCGCCUAAAGGAAGACGAAUUUGAGAGUGAAGAAUUCCACUUCCAAUACUCUUCCCGCACCAGAUCACCCAGGGUAAACCUAUAACCCUAGCCCUGGUGCCCGGCCCCAGUGCUAAUGACGGGUGAAUUGCUUACGGUAGAUAUACAACGACAUGAUAACCCUCCGCUCCGGCGACAUAAUGAUCAAACUCGCAAUCUCCCACGCAAUCGCACAAUCCACAAAACUCUGCCGCUUCGAAGAACGCAUGAACUCCACCAUGCUUGGCGUUCAGCACAUCCCCAAGAAGCUUGCCCUAACUGGUAAGCUGGGCAUGAAGCGCGAGGAAGUGGUUAAAAUGAGCGGGAAACUAUUCAAGCUGCGUGUAGACGUAAACCUUUGUACUGUCCCCACCUUCCCCCCUCCCUGCGGUCGGACUGACCAGGGGUAGCAAGCAACGUUCUCGACGUCCCCGAAUUCUUCUGGGACGCCGAACCAACCCUGCACCCCUUAUAUGCCGCCGUGCGCGAGUACCUGGAAAUCGGGCAGCGCAUCCUAGUCCUCAACGAGCGCUGCAGGGUAUUCCUAGAUCUCACGGACAUACUCUCGGACUCCAUUGCCGAUAGCAACAUGUCCAGGAUUACGUGGAUCAUUAUCAUACUUAUCGUACUCUCGAUCUUUGUCACUAUCGCUGAAGUGGCGAUUAGGUUUGGGCUGUUGAGCGCUAGGAGGAAAGCGGGAGAGUUGUGAAGGGGUGUGUGUGUAAAAUAUGCAUUUCAUGGGGGGAGGGUUAAUUGUUAAUUGUUUGUUGGUCGCCCCCUGUGCUUGCUAUGGAAGAGAAGAGCUCGGGCGAAUAUGAUUAUUCUUCCAAAGUGAAGGGGAAGGGUAUUGUGUGUAAUUUGUAGUCUUCAUUAUUGCAUCAUUUCUUCUUCUUCUUCUUCUUUCCUAUCCCCCUCCCUUUCCUCUCCUCUCCUUUCCUUUCCUUUCCCCCCUAUCAUACUCUUUUUCAUCCAUUCAAUAGCAUAGCGAACCAUAGGGUGUCACUCGAUACAAUUUACUCAUUCAUUCAUUUAUUUCCCUCCCCCCCCUUUCGCUAGGUAAUCAACAAAGUGAACAGUCCCCUCACUCACCCUGACCCGCCAGAUUAAUCCAACGCGGCUUCGCACUGUGCGGUAUGGAGGUUGUUGGAUUGGAUUAUUCCGAGGGCCUGGUGGGGAUGCUGUAGUGUACUACUUGUGCUCUGAUGAUGAUCGUUCAUCUCUUCUAACCCUUUUUUUUUUUUUUGCAUUUUCAGUUUCAUUUUCACCA
This is a messenger RNA of Tuber aestivum (summer truffle), 4156 nucleotides long. The record is from the annotation of a GenBank genome assembly. NCBI's taxonomy places the organism in Eukaryota, Fungi, Ascomycota, Pezizomycetes, Pezizales, Tuberaceae.